Molecule: messenger RNA, 1455 nt
Organism: Anopheles aquasalis
Lineage: Eukaryota; Metazoa; Arthropoda; Insecta; Diptera; Culicidae
Product: phosphotriesterase-related protein
Biological process (GO): catabolic process
Molecular function (GO): zinc ion binding
Source: RefSeq, a predicted model, not a curated record
UUCUAGCCCAAAAACGCAACGCAUUAUCCGCGGACCAGAUAAAGACUCGCUCCACACAACAGACACCGACUGCGCUGUGUAUUGGUGCCACGGUGCACCCCGCCGGCCGCCAAUUAGCGUGUCGCGUGUUUUGGUUCUCGUUUGAACAUAUAAAACCACCCGGCACCGGUCACGUUCGUGCCAGUGCUAAAAUUAUCUCCUGAGAAGUGCGACUACGCGUACACAGUGAGAGAGAGUUCCAGUCCACGAGAUAACAGUAAAGAUGCUGAAGGUUCAAACGGUGCGAGGCCCGGUAGAUCCGGGCCAGCUCGGGUACACGCUAACGCACGAGCACUUUUCGCUCAACUUCGACAAGAUGUAUGCCGCACCACCGGACGCGGUCUCGGAGUAUGUCAGCAAGCGCAUCACGCUCGAGAACGUCGGAUACGUGCGCCAGUACCCCUACAGUAGCCGGUACAACAUUAACUUUGAGGAUUUCGAUACGCACGAAGCGGUGGCGAAGGAUGUGGUGGCAUACCGGGGCUUCGGUGGUGGCGCAAUCGUCGAAAACACGUCGCACGGGCUUGGCCGUAACCUGCGGCUCAUGUACGAUGUGUCACGGGAGGCGAAUGUGCACGUGAUCGCCGGCACCGGUCACUACAUUCACGCGAUGCAAUCCCCGGCAACGCAUGCGAUGAGCGUCGAGCAACUGACGGAUCUCUACACCAAGGAGCUACUGUUUGGUGUCGAGGUGGACGGUGUUCCGGAACCGAUAAGGUGUGGGUUUAUCGGGGAGGUUGGUAGUGGCUGGCCGAUUACACCGUUCGAGCGGAAUGCCAUCCAAGCGACGGGUGAAGUGCAGGCCGUAAUUGGUUGCGGUGUUUCGUUUCAUCCGGGCCGUGAACGGGAUGCACCGUUCGAGAUAGUGCGGCUGUAUCUGGAGGCUGGUGGUAGUGCCGAAAAGUGCGUCAUGUCGCAUCUCGAUCGGACACUGUUCGCGGUGGAAGAUCUGCACGAGUUUGCCAAGCUGGGAACGUACUGUCAGUUCGAUCUGUUCGGUACCGAGUGCUCGUACUAUCAGCUUAAUCCGGAGUUGUACAUGCAAUCGGACGAGCAGCGGCUUCAGAAAAUCAUUGGAUUGGUGCGCGAGGGCUACACGGAGCGUAUUCUGAUGUCCCACGACAUUCACACCAAGCACCGGCUGACCAGCUUCGGUGGGCACGGAUACAGUCACAUCCUCAACAACGUGCUGAUGCGCUUUACGGUGCGUGGCAUCGAUAUCAAAACCGUCGACACAAUCACCAUCACCAAUCCGGCUCGUUGGCUCGAAAUGAAGGUCUAGGUGGUCUUGGACAGCGUACACUUCCCGUUGCUUGCGUGACUCUGAUUGCAAGGUGAGGAGCAGGAGAACGCAUUAAAAUUAAUGAUUAUUUCAUCUUUUUUAUUAUCGAAUAAAACCGUGCUUGUUACACCAAA